This is a messenger RNA of Cariama cristata (Red-legged seriema), 702 nucleotides long. It is a transcript of the gene ADTRP, whose product is annotated as androgen-dependent TFPI-regulating protein. Gene Ontology annotation, cellular component: membrane; endomembrane system. The transcript is spliced from 6 exons. The record is from RefSeq and is a predicted model, not a curated record. The coding region runs from base 1 to 702 and encodes 233 amino acids. NCBI's taxonomy places the organism in Eukaryota, Metazoa, Chordata, Aves, Cariamiformes, Cariamidae.
AUGGAAAUCUCUACUCUCGCGACAUACCACUGCCUUGCUUUCGGCUGGUAUUUUUUUGUUGCCUAUUCAAUCACAAACGUAAGAACAGAAGAGCGGCCAUCUGAAGUGUUCCUUUACGGUGGGCAGUGGAAAUACUUGACAGUCCUCAAUCUGGUUUUGCAGGCUGUCUUCUACGGGGUGUCCUUCCUGGCUGAUGUGUUGAGACUAAUUAAGAAACGUCGAUGUGCUAAGUGCGUAAUUUCCAGCAGAGACCUUCUUUUCAGUGUCCUGGCUUUCCCAGUGUCCACAUUUGUGUCUAUAUCCUUUUGGACACUGUAUACUUACAAUCGAGAGCUGGUUUACCCCAAAAGCCUUGAUGGAGUCAUCCCGCUCUGGUUAAAUCACGCUAUGCACACGGCUGUAUUGCUAUUUGCUGUCCUGGAAAUCCUUGCCAUGCCACACCGUUACCCGGCAAAGAAGAAGGGAUUGAUCCUAUUAGGAUUUGUCGCUUUUCUGUAUAUCAGUUGGGUCCUGUGGAUUUAUUCUGUCACAGGAGAGUGGGUAUAUCCUCUCUUUGCUUUGUUCAGCCCAGCCGGGCUAGCAGCCUUUUUUGCCGGUAGCCUUGCCGUCGUCAUCUCUUUCUACAACUUCGGGGAGUUCCUCAACCGUAUGAUAUGGGGAGAUUCAAUAGUAAUACUGGACUACAGGCGGAAAGGCAAGUGA